AACACUGGUCAAUUUGCAAGUUGAUUAGUGUUUCGUAGUUGGGUGAUCAUUGUUGUACUUAUGAUUCUGAAUCGUUGUCAAUUUGUCAUUGUCGACAGUCGGGACAAGGAAAGUCACCAUAACAAAGAUUAAUUUUUGUGAUAAACAUUGCUAUAUUUGUAACUGACGAAAAAUGAGCUAUGCGUACGUAUAUUUGCAUGGAAAAAACGGGAAGAAAUCGUACAAAUGUGUAAAAACUAGCCAAAUUAAACAAUUCAGCACGGUUAGCUUCGGACUCGAAUCCAAAAGUACAAGAUCUCAAGUUCCUUAUGUGCUUAUUCAUCCGGAUGGUUCUCGUGACACUUGUCAGGUUUUAGCUGUCGCAGAUUCUGCCGAUGAUAUUGAACAAAUCAGCAACAGUCAACGAUUCCCCGUUCCAAAACUGUCGAAUUCAGUAAUUGAUAGUGCCCGAUGGAAUGUAUCGACUUCUGAUUUGUCUGACAGUGAAUCAGAAAAAAAUGAAAGAAAAAAAAUCAAGAGUUUAAAAAGAAAAGUUUCUGACAAAGUAGAUCAAGAAAUUAUUAACAAAUAUAGAAAAAUGAACAAAGCUUACUCUAGUGAACAGAAAGAAAGAGAAGAAGAAGAGGAUGGAGAAGAAGAUUUGUCAGAGAACGAUCGCUCUAUUGAAGAAACAAGUUUGAAUAUACCAAAAUUUUCUUCAACGCCUACAUCAAAAAAUAAGCUGAGGAGUUCUCAACUAGAUCCAGUUUUUAUAGAUGUAAAUAAAGUGAAUAAUCGUUCUUGUAAUGUCGAUAUCGGUUCAAAAACCGAUGUGGAUUUAGAAGAUCAGUUGAAGGAUGCGCAAGAUCAAGUCAAGUAUUGGAAGGCUAAAUAUAAAAGUCUUGUUUUAUCACAAAACUACCCUUUAACAGAAGAAACAGGGCAGAAACUUGUCAGUCUUGUGAAUCAAUUAGCUGCAAACUAUGAAUAUGAAACCAAACCAGAAGAUAACGGUAGCGGUCGCAAAAAAGGAUCAACUAGUUCCACAUCUUCAAAAGAGAAAAAUCAUGAAAGCAUCAGCAAUAACUCAGGCGAGAAAAAAUCCACUUCGGACAGCCUUUCUCAAUCAAUUUAUGACUCAAAGGUAAAUUCUGUAUUCGAAAAAAAUUUCAAAGAUCCAGCUGAAUGCGCCAAAUCAAUUGUUAGAUCUCUAUGGACAACUGAAGAACUACAACAACGGGUUGUUCGUCUAAUAGCAGGCAAUGAUAAAAAAGUUUUGACACCUACUAAAGUAGAUAAAGGAAAAACUUUGUUUUCUGUAUGGUUAAAAGAUAAUGGUUACAUAAAGGCAGCUAAAACUAAAGAAAUGAGUCGCUGGAAUAAUCAUAUGAGUCGUGCUAUUGAAUCUGCUUUAAAAUUGAAAAAGAAACAGCUUGCAGUUAAGAAGAAAUCUACCGAAAACAAAGAAAAUAAGGAUAAUGCAGCAAAAACUCAAGAUGACGAGAAAAAAAAAAAUAUUGGUGAAGAAGAAACAAAUAGUGACAAUUAA
This is a messenger RNA of Aphidius gifuensis, 1528 nucleotides long. RefSeq lists its product as uncharacterized. NCBI's taxonomy places the organism in Eukaryota, Metazoa, Arthropoda, Insecta, Hymenoptera, Braconidae. The transcript has 5 exons. The coding region runs from base 173 to 1528 and encodes 451 amino acids. The record is from RefSeq and is a predicted model, not a curated record.